UGAAGAGGCUAAAAUGGGCUCAGAGAUGAACUCCAGAGACAUGACCUCCACAGAUCAGAGGGCCUCCCUGGAUCUGAACAGGAAUCCCACCCCAGGGUCCACUGGUGCCCCCAACUCCACUGCUAAUCAUGGCUCUUCCUGUCCCACGAAGAUCCAGAAGUAUAUGCGGAUCAAGAAUUGGGAGACUGGCCAGCUAUUUUACGACACCCUACACAUGCAGUCAACGAUGGAGGUGCCCUGUGGAGAGCGGAGGUGUCUGGGCUCAGUCAUGUUCCCUGAUCAGAUGAUCAGCAAGCCUUCAGAGGAGCCCGUCAACAGAGAGAGGCUUCUGACCAUGGCAACAGACUUCAUCAACCAGUACUACACCUCCAUCAAACGGUCCCAGUCCGAGGCACACCUGCAGCGUCUGAGCGCGGUGCAGAGUGAAGUCAGAGCCACGGGCUCCUACCAGCUGGAGGAGACAGAGCUGAUCUUCGGUGCGAAGAUGGCCUGGAGGAACGCCUCCCGUUGUGUUGGACGCAUCCAGUGGUCAAAGCUACAGGUGUUUGACGCCCGGGACUGCAGCUCGGCGGACGAGAUGUUUACUCACAUCUGCACCCACAUGAAGUACGCCACCAACAAGGGCAACCUGCGAUCGGCCAUCACAGUUUUUCCGCAAAGGUCAGAGGGUCUCAUGGAUUUCCGCAUUUGGAACCCUCAGCUGAUUCGCUACGCCGGGUACAGCCAGCCAGAUGGCUCAGUCAUUGGGGAUCCCUCCAACGUAGAGCUCACAGAGCUCUGCAUCCAGAUGGGCUGGAAGCCUUGUUACGGGCGCUUCGACAUCCUGCCCCUGAUCUUGCAAGCGAGGGGGGAGCAACCUGCUCUGUUUGAGCUGCCGGCCGGGCUGGUCCUGGAGGUGUCCAUCACACACCCCACGUUUGAGUGGUUUGCGGAACUCGGUUUAAAGUGGUACGCACUCCCCGCAGUGUCCAACAUGAUGCUUGAGAUUGGGGGGCUGGAGUUUACAGCGGCGCCCUUUAAUGGGUGGUACCUGGGCUCAGAGGUCGGAGUCAGGAACUUCUGCGACAACCACAGAUACAACAUCCUGGAGGAGGUGGGCAGACGGAUGGGCCUGGACACCAAGAAGACCUCCUCCCUCUGGAAGGACAAGGCUGUGGUGGAGAUCAACAUCGCUGUGCUGCACAGCUACCAGCUGGCGAAGGUGACGAUCGUGGACCACCACGCUGCCACGGAGUCCUUCAUGAAGCACAUGGAGAAUGAGUAUCGCACGCGAGGGGGCUGUCCUGCAGACUGGGUCUGGAUCGUCCCGCCCAUCUCCGGCAGCAUCACCCCUGUCUUCCACCAGGAGAUGCUGAACUACUUCAUAUCACCCUACUUCUACUACCAGCCUGUUCCCUGGAAGCUCCCGGGUUUCUCUGCCAAGAAGAAGAUAAGCUUCAAGGAAAUUGCAGAGGCCGUAACGUUUUCCACCAGUCUGAUGUGCCACGCCAUGGCAAAGCGAGUGAAAGCCACAAUCCUGUACGCCACAGAGACAGGAAAAUCUGAGACCUAUGCAAACAUGCUGUGUGACAUCUUCAAAGUGGCCUUCAACCCUAAGGUCGUCUGCAUGGACGAGUACGACAUCGUCAACCUGGAGCAUGAGAAUCUGGUCCUGGUCGUUACCAGCACCUUCGGGAAUGGAGACCCGCCAGAGAAUGGAGAGAGAUUUGCCAAAGCACUGAUGGACAUGACCCAUCCUACCUCAGAACAACCGGAACCACAGAAGAGCUACAAGAGGCGUUUCAACAGCCUGUCUAAAAUGGACACAGUUCUGGAGUUGCAGAACAGGAAACCACGUCUGUCCAGCACCACAGAGAGUGCCGGGCCUCUGGGCACUGUCAGGUUCUCUGUGUUCGGUCUGGGCUCCCGUGCAUACCUCCACUUCUGUGCUUUCGGCCAUGCGGUGGACACACGCUUUGAUGAGCUGGGAGGGGAGCGAAUCCUGCAGAUGGGAGAGGGAGAUGAGCUCUGUGGGCAAGAGGAGUCCUUCAAGACCUGGGCCAGGGACAUCUUCAGGGCUGCUUGCGACACAUUCUGUGUGGGGAGUGAUUCGAGUCUGUACCAGAACGAGGAUGUGUUCUCAGGGGAUCAUGGCUGGCAACCUCAAAAAUACAGGACAGUGAUCGAGGCCACACCCACAGACCUGAUCACAGCCCUGUCCAAGCUCUACAGGAGGAAGGUCUUUCAGACUAAAGUCAUCUCAACACAAAACCUGCAGAGCCCAAAAUCCAGUCGUGCGACGAUCCUGGUGCGCUUGGACACAGGGGGGCAGAAGGAGCUACAGUACCUCCCUGGGGAUCACCUGGGCAUCUUUCCAACCAAUCAGGACGAGCUGGUGCAGGCCGUGCUGUCCCACGUCUUCGAUGCCCCACCCAUCAAUGAGACCGUUGGCGUGGAGAUCCUGGAGGAGAAGAAUGGUAAAAGCAGCUGGGUGCGUGAGAAACGCCUGCCCCCCUGCACCCUGCUCCAGGCGCUGUCUCACUUCCUAGACCUCAGCAGCCCUCCCAGCCCCAAGCUCCUGCUCUCCCUGUCCCAGUUUGCCAGCGCAGACAAGGACAAGAGCAGGCUGGCAAAACUAAGCCAGGCUGGUGAUGACUACGAGCAGUGGAAGUGGUUCCACUCUCCCACACUGGCAGAGGUUCUAGAGGAGUUCCCCUCGCUCAGCGUGCCCUCCUCCCUCCUGCUCAGCCAGCUGCCCCUGCUGCAGCCCCGCUACUAUUCCAUCAGCUCCUCCCCCGAGACCACCCCCCACCAGGUCCACGCCACCGUCGCUGUGGUGCAGUACAGGACACAAGACGGAACAGGUCCUCUGCAUCUGGGAGUCUGUUCCACAUGGCUGAACCAGCUCAAGCCUGGCGAGGAGGUGCCCUGCUUCAUCAAAGCGGCCCCCUCCUUCCGCUUGCCUGCUGAUGACUCUGUGCCCUGUAUCCUGGUGGGGCCAGGCACCGGUAUUGCCCCCUUCAGGAGUUUCUGGCAACAGCGGCUGUACGAGAUAGAGCACCAAGGAAAGAAGCCCAAGGAAAUGGUGCUGGUAUUCGGCUGUCGCCAGGCAGAGUUUGAUCACAUUUACAAGGAGGAAAUGGAGGACAUGAAGUGCAAGGGAGCCCUCAGUGGCGUCUACACAGCCUACUCCAGGGAGGAGCACACCCCGAAGAUGUAUGUCCAGGAUAUUCUGCGGGAGCAGCUGGCCUCUGAGGUGUUCCGAACACUCUGUGAGCAGAGAGGUCACAUGUACGUGUGCGGAGACGUCACCAUGGCGAAGGACGUGCUGAACACGGUGCAAGAGAUCCUGUCAGUACACGGGGAGAUGAGUCUCGAUGAGGCUGGGGAGUAUCUCAGCAAGCUGAGGGACCAGAGCCAGUACCACGAGGAUAUUUUUGGCAUCACUUUGCGAACACAUGAAGUUAGGUCCCUGAUCCGAUACAGAGGCCAUAUUCAGGAGCAGAAAAAGGAUGGGAGUGUGAAGAAGCCGGAGCAGUAAUCUGCUAUUGCCUUGCCAGUGGAACCCCUACCACAUUCACACACACAAAUACACAUGAACACACACACACACGCACGCACGCAAGCACACACACAUACACACUUAUACACAUGAACACGCACACACACACUUAUACACAUGAACACGCACACACACACACACUAAUACACACACACACACACACUUAUACACAUGAACACACACUCACACACACACUAAUACACAUACACACACACACUUAUACACAUGAACAUGCACACAUACACACACUAAUACACAUACACACACACACACACACACACGCAUACAUACAGUGUGCAUAUACACAAUAACUUCAAAACACUUAGUCUAAGAUCUACAACUCAGUCAAGCAGACAAACGUUUUGGCUAGUGUCCUCAACAACAACAACAACAACAACAACAACAACAACAACAACAUUACAAUGAUACAUCCUUUCAAGCCAAAAUUGUUCCCAAAGUGCUUAACAUUAGGUUCAUCAAACAGUUUGAGCUAACCAGCUUGAGCCUGUCAAACAUGUUUGUCUUCAGAAGAAAUGUCAGUGUAUUAUUUAUAUCUGUUAGGCAGGGAUAUCCCUUCCUGUGAGAGAUAUGUGUGAACAGCACUCAUACUUAUGAUUGUGUUAAGUUUCUUAUAAAGUCUGACACAAACAUAUGAAGUCACACAUGUUCUCUUAAGUUACAAUCACCCUAAUACUGUACACACUCAAUUACACUCGCAUGCAAUCCUCAACUGGGCCUCCCAAAGAUAUUCACAGGCAUUCUGCUGCCCAGAUACUCUUAUUUCAUGACUAAAAAAAUAAUACUUGCCAAAUGCAUUAAACGCUUUGUUUGAUUUGCUUCUUCCAGCUUUUGUAGGUGAUCACAAUGCUGUAUGUUUUUUCUAUUCCUUGAGAUUCUAGCCCCUGUUAUCCUGUGAUAAAAUGAUGUGGCACAAUUUCGAUACACAAACCAUCAUAACGGGUCCAUAACGACAGCAGCUAGUCAGCAAAAGCAAUUCAUAGCUUAAUUCAGGACCUAAAAAAGACAAAUCUUCUCAUAUAAUAGCUAUAGCCACAGUACAGGGAGCCUAUCUGUACAGAUUCCUUCUUGAUGUGCUCUGUAUUUUUCUCUUAAAUGUAUUUUUAAACCUCUGUGAUCACAAUAAAGUGUCAAUCACAGAAUACAUUUUAAUGACCUCUUAAUAAAGUCUCAGAUGUUUUGAAAUCAUGA
Molecule: messenger RNA, 4750 nt
Organism: Acipenser ruthenus (sterlet)
Lineage: Eukaryota; Metazoa; Chordata; Actinopteri; Acipenseriformes; Acipenseridae
Product: nitric oxide synthase 3-like
Exons: 26
Coding region: 14-3520 (1168 amino acids)
Biological process (GO): nitric oxide biosynthetic process
Molecular function (GO): FMN binding; NADP binding; nitric-oxide synthase activity
Source: RefSeq, a predicted model, not a curated record